AUGCCUCCUAAGAAGAAGACGACGUUGCCAUCUGCUUCCCAGCCUGAGCCAGCGAAGUCCACGCGCGCAUCGGGGCGGAAGAGAAGACUUAGCGAUGCCUCAAACGCCAGCAACGUCACCGAAGACCGGCCAUCAUCGAGUCAAGGCGCUGUCACACAAGCCGCCGCCAAGAAGAGGAAGAGAGGCAGGCCAGCAGCCACCAGUGCGGAGCCGGAAGUGAUUGUCGAGGAGGCCGAACAGGAGAUCACGCUCAGCACACACCAUGAUGAUGCUAUGCAGUUUGGAGGCGAUGCCACGAUGGAGCGUGAGCGUCCCGGCAGCAGCCGCACAUUCGAGCACUCCAUUGAGGUCCAUAACCCACGCUCAAAGCACGUGAAGUUCGGUGGUGUGGCUGAGAAUGGCGAGGAUGUCACGAGCUCGAAGAAGCUUACCACACCACACCCUGGCAAGACAUCAACUAUCACCAGACGCACGACCCAAUCACCUUCGCUUGGCGCAACUUCCCAACGUAGAAGCACAUCGCUCAGCCGCAAAUCGCUGCCACCCGGCUGGAAUGAGGAUGCUACCACCCAAGAGUCUAGCCAAGUCAAGUAUACCAUGGUCCCCUUGGCAGAGGCCCUUCAGACCCGCCUCCGCCAACGCUCUCAACUUUCCCAAGUGCAGAGCGCGAGGGGCGCACGCACGGCUCUUGAGCUCGAUCAGCUGAAGCAGGAGGCAUCGGAGAAGGAGGAGCGCAUCAAAGAAAUCGAGCUGGACUUGGUGGAACAGCGCCGAUACGCUAGCCAAGUCGACGACGAUGAAUCCCAGCAGCGCGUUAUAGCUCUGGAGGCAGAAUUGUCUGAUGCCCGGCGGGAGCACAGCCAUCAUUUGGACACUCAUGGUCUACAGCUGGACGACGGCAUGCUUGUUCUCGGUAGCCGUGAGGCCGUCACAUAUCCGGAUCUGUUUGCGAGGUCAACCACCUCCCAGGCCAAUGAUGUCGAUAUGAAUGGCGUACAGACAGAGACCAAGAUCACAAAGACCACUCGUACCUCACUCAGCGCACAGUUGACCGAGGACUGGGAUACCGAGCGCGCCAACUUCGAGAACGCCAUCCUCGCCCUCAGCAAAGAGGCGAAUGAUGCCAAAGCACGUCUGCAGAUUCUUGAGAUCGAGCUCGGCGCUUUGAGCCAGCAGGAAGGCGUCGACAUCAUCACUAUUGUCAAGAGCAUUCGCCAAUCACAUGCCGACAUUCGCGAUGCUGUUGAAGCAGUUUUCCCGGACAGUCUGCCUGAUCAUGCUACGAACCAAGACAUCAUCGAGAUUAUGAUUGCCAAUCUGCACGAGCAAGUAGAUAUUCUACGCAUCAAAGAGACUGAGGUCACAGAGCGCGAUAUGCUUAUAGCCGACUUGAGCAACCAGAUCAAUGGCCUCCUGGAUCAUCUUGCUGAGAAGGACAUUCGACUCAAGACUCUUGAUGAGCGCUGGAUGCAGCUCGAUCGUGACAACGAGGAGAAUGGACGCACUAUUGAGGAGCUUGAGGAGGAGCUUAAUGAGUCACUAGCAGAGCGUGAUGAUCUUCGCAAGCAGAACGAUGAGCUGAAGGAGGAAGUCAAGGCUCUUGGACAGGACCACGCCGAGUCUGUGAGAAAUCACGAGGCACUUCAGCUGAGCUUGGAGGGUUAUCGACGCGAAGAGGUCAGGCUGACGGAGCUUGUCGAGCGCAUGGAGCAGGAUCAUCGGGACACUGUCGCGAAGAUGGCCAAGGAGCGUGAGGAGACUGUCAACGAUCUUGAAGAUCGUCUCGAUGAGGCUACCAGACUACGCACAGAUGUUGAAGUGGUUGUCGUUGAGCGUCAGACCGAGCUCGCGGCACUUGAGCAUCAGGUCGCGGAUAUGUCUACCGAGCGCGAGGCUCUCAUCCACGAGCUGCAGACGGUGAAGGCGGUGCGUGACAUCGAGACCGACGCUCGUGAUGUCGCCGAGACUUCGCUCGAGCAGAAGAAUGCCGAGGUUGAGGAUCUAGAGGCUCGCGUUGGUCGUCUAGAGGAGGAGCUGGAAAUCCUCACUAGUCAGCUUGACGAACUCCGCAAGGUCAACGAGACCGAGCGGACACAGCGUGAGGCUGCCGAGCAGGACCUAGACGAUCGUAAUGCUGAGAUCGAUGAGCUGACACAGAAGCUCGCCAGCCAGGGCGCGGAGGCGAAUGAGUUGCGCAUGAAGAUGUUCGUGCUACAGCAGGAGCACGCGGAAAAAGUCAAGGUGCUCAAGGAGACAUUGGCUGAUCGCGAAGAGCAAUACCAAACCGACAUUGCCGACGAGGUCGCUCGCCGCGAAGCCGCGGACGAUCUAGCCCAGCAGCGCGCCGCCACUAUCCUAGCAUUGGAGACCCGUAUCGAAGAGAUUGAGCUUCAGAUGCGCACAGACCUCGCUGAGCGUGACGAGCGUAUUACACUGCUUGAGUCCGACCUCGCCGUCCGCGACAACGAGAUCGAGGAUCUGAAGAUGGAUCUCACAAGCGCGGAGAACUCGCACGAUAUCGAGAAGACUCGGCUUGAGGAUCGUCUGGAGGAAUUGGAUGGUAGUAUCGUUGCCUUGCAAGAGACUAUCAACCUCCACGAAGCCACGAUUGUCCAGCUGCAGCAGGACUCCAUCACCAUCAUUGAUCUCCACAAUUCCGAGAUCGAAGACCGCAAUGCCGAGAUCGCGGAUCUACAUGCUAGUCUGGAACAAGUCAAGAACGAACGUGCUGAUCUCGAAACCCAAGCUGCGGGCUUGGAACGCCGGGUCGAGCAGGAGGCUGAAGCUAUGCUUGACCUACAAAAUGCCAAGGAAGAUGAGAUCGACGAUUAUAAGGAACAGCUUAAGGACAAGCAGACGCUUAUCUUGGUCGUGGAGCAGAAGGCCAAGGACGCCGACGAGGCAUGGCAGGAAAUCCUCCGGGCUCGGGAAGAGGAGAUUGAGGUUUUGAAGUCUGAGGCUGUGGCUGGGGAGGAGGUAACGGAGGAAUUGACGACGGACUUUGAGGCUUUCCGCACGAGGUUCAGGGAGGUGGUCGCGAGGCAGAAUGCCACGAUUGGGAAGUUGCAGGAUGCUAUUGAUGCGGCGAAGAUUGUGGCGGAUGAGGAUGGGGAGGCGUUGAAAAGGGAGGGAGUGUUGGCUUUGGAGGAGGUGGAGGGGUUUGAUUUUGUCGGGAGGUUGAAGGUUACGAGGAGGAGUGUUGUCAGGCAGACGCAGACGUCGUCGUCGAGCCAAGUUGUGGCUGGUGGUGGUGGGAGUGGGGGCGGUUUGGUUUCGCCGCAGAAGAAGAGCGGGAAGGGGGGCAAGAAGGGGAGGAAGGUUGUGGAGAGUGGGGGUUUGCUUGAGGAGCCGGGGAUGUAG
This is a messenger RNA of Recurvomyces mirabilis, 3360 nucleotides long. RefSeq lists its product as uncharacterized. Bases 1 to 3360 code for a protein of 1119 amino acids. The transcript has a single exon. NCBI's taxonomy places the organism in Eukaryota, Fungi, Ascomycota, Dothideomycetes, Mycosphaerellales, Teratosphaeriaceae. The record is from RefSeq and is a predicted model, not a curated record.